Molecule: messenger RNA, 240 nt
Organism: Brugia pahangi
Lineage: Eukaryota; Metazoa; Nematoda; Chromadorea; Rhabditida; Onchocercidae
Source: the annotation of a GenBank genome assembly
AUGAAAAGCGAAACUGAAAUAAUUAUUGCAGUUCAAGCUGAAUCAACAAGUGAUGAAGCAUCAAGUACAGCAUUGGAUUCCAAAUUACGCAUUACAACCGGUUACAACAUUCCGGAUAUUGUUCAACUUUAUAUGGAUGCUCUGGCAGCUGGAACUUUUUGCAUUCACUGUUCCGGACAUAUUGAGCAUGCAUCUACAAGUUUUGCAACACUUUUCGAUGAUACAGUAAAUUACUUUUAA